Molecule: messenger RNA, 1548 nt
Organism: Colletotrichum karsti
Lineage: Eukaryota; Fungi; Ascomycota; Sordariomycetes; Glomerellales; Glomerellaceae
Product: MFS multidrug transporter
Exons: 5
Coding region: 1-1548 (515 amino acids)
Biological process (GO): transmembrane transport
Molecular function (GO): transmembrane transporter activity
Source: RefSeq, a predicted model, not a curated record
AUGACUACCAUCAAGACAUACAGCUCAGAUGAGCUGGUCGCUGAGAAGGAUGCUUAUGUGGUCCAGGAAACGGAUGAAGCAACCAUUCUCGCCCGUUAUGGCGUGGAACGACAACCCGACGGCCUCAUCAACUGGCAACGCAGCUGCAAGAAGCACCCUCGGAACUGGUCCACGGCGAGGAAGACGUUCGAUACCGUCAUUAUCAUCUUUUUCGAGUUUUACACCACUGUCAUAAGCACAACGGGAGCAGUGGCUGCAACAGAAGCCGGGCCAGAAUAUGGGCUUAGUCGACAGACGUCUCUCGUUGGUUUUACUCUAAUGUACCAACUUGGACAAGCUGUCGCGGGCUUCAUCAUCCCACCCUUCUCGGAGCUCUACGGUCGUCGUCUCCCCUACCUGGUAUCCUGCGCGGCCUUCUGUCUGUUCAGCCUCCUGACGGGCGUAUCGCAUUCCCCAACCGCGGUCUACGUCGGCCGCUUCGUCGCAGGCCUGGCGUCUGCCGUGCCGUCAGUGGUCAUAGCAGGCAGCGUGGAAGACAUGUUCAACACCAAGCGCCGGGUCUGGGUCAUCGUCCUCUGGAACGCGGGGGCUGUCAUCGGCUUGUGCAUCGGACCCGUGUACGCGGCCUACAUCUCGGAGGCGGUCGGCUGGCGUUGGGUGUUCAACAGCGCGGCCGUCACCACCGGGGUGUUGUUUGUCGCCCUCUUCGGUGUCAAGGAGAGCAGACCUAGCCUCCUGCUCGGGCGGACUAUUCGGCGCAUCGGGAAGGAGACGGUGAUUCAUGAUCUGAGCUGGCACAAUCCCGACGAGGCCCCUGACUGGAGGGCCCUGGUCCGGAUUAGCGUGGUCAGGCCUGGGAAAAUCCUCGUCACGGAGCCCCUGGUGAUCAUGGUCGCGCUCAUCUCUGCCUCGUCCUGGGGCAUGAUAUACCUGUUCACCGAGUCUCUCACGAUAGUCUACCUCUCGCUUGGAUUCACCAAGACGCAGGCUUCGCUGCCGUUCCUCGCCAUUGCUGUUGGAGUACUGUUUACUUUCUUACCUCGUCUCUGGGACAUGAAGGUCGUCCGGGACUGCCAACGGAAGCAGAUCCCCGUUCAGCCCGAGGACAAGAUCAUGGGCUUCGCCUUCGCGGCACCCGCGCAGGCCAUCGGUCUGGCAUGGUUCGCGUGGACCAUCCCGCCGCUGGUGGGAGGCGUGCACUGGAUGAUACCAACGGCCUCGCUCGUCCUCGUGGGGUUCGCGGCCAACGAGACGAGCCACACGCUGAGCGGAUACCUCGCGGACUCGUACCUGCUGUACUCGGCGUCGGCCUUCUCGGGGCUGGCCCUGGUGCGGGCCGUCGCGUCGGGGUUGAUGCCGCUCGUGGCCCACGAGAUGUACGCCGGGCUGAACGCCAACGUGGCGGGCACGAUCCUCGCGGGGCUGGCUGGGGCGUUCUGCGUGACACCGUGGAUCUUCUUCCGGUACAGCAAGCGCUUGAGGCAGAGGAGCCCGUUUGCGAGGUUCAGUCUUGAGACCCAUUACAGGACGAAUGUGGAGGCGAACUGA